Amaranthus tricolor (Joseph's coat) is the source of this 574-nucleotide messenger RNA. Its product is annotated as ATP synthase subunit epsilon, mitochondrial. Gene Ontology annotation, biological process: proton motive force-driven mitochondrial ATP synthesis. The transcript has 2 exons. Gene Ontology annotation, cellular component: mitochondrial inner membrane. NCBI's taxonomy places the organism in Eukaryota, Viridiplantae, Streptophyta, Magnoliopsida, Caryophyllales, Amaranthaceae. The record is from RefSeq and is a predicted model, not a curated record. Bases 157 to 372 code for a protein of 71 amino acids. Gene Ontology annotation, molecular function: proton-transporting ATP synthase activity, rotational mechanism.
ACGAACAAGGAGGCCUUAUGGGGCUUAACUACAAACCUCGGUACAGAUGAGUGACAUGACCAUUGACAUACCUAAAAACACCAACCUGAAAUAGUCUUUACCCCAAACCGUCUGUAAAUCGCCAUUUGCAAAGAAGACCUUUGAUUCUGAGAAAACAUGAGUGGCCAAGCAGCAGCAGCACCAUUCUGGAGGGCUGCAGGAAUGACUUACAUAACCUACUCUAACAUCUGUGCUAGUCUCGUCAGAAAUUGUCUCAAAGAGCCUUUCAAAUCUGAAGCUCUGGCUAGAGAGAAAGUUCAUUAUGCCGUUUCCAAAUUCGCUGAUGGCAAACCACAGAAACAAACCAUCCGAUCUGAUACUGAACAGGAUUAAAUAGGCGUGCUAUGACCGCCCUUGUGAGAAUUGCUUCAUGUUAAUGUUCUAAAAGGUCAUUGAUUCAGUUUUUGUAAGUGUUAGACUUGAAGGUUGUAAUGUCGGAAAACACUGAAAUUGUUGCAUUGUGGCCUUCGAGUGUUAUAAAAUAAUAAUGCAAUUUCAAUCAUCUUGAUUAAUUUAGAAGGGUCUUUGUUCCCUA